AUGCCGAGCCGCGCAGCCGCGCUUUGCACCAUGGGCCUUUCAGGAACGGCGUUUGUCAGUCUUCACCGUCCCACAGCAACUCCAGUGCGCAGCCAGAUCUGCACCACGGACCCUGCAAGCUCAAACCGUGCCUUCCUCAAAGGGGCCGGUGGUGGCAUAGCAAUGACAGGAGCUGUAGCUGCUGCAGCUGGCCAAGUGCGUCGAGCUCCGCACUGCAAGAGAAAAGCCACUGUGGCUAUGCAUGCAAGAGGGGCUGAUGAUACAUCCAUGAAGGUUGCGUAUGUUUUUGCCACCAAUAUGAGCUCCACCUUCAAACUUGCCCAGAUGAUCUUGCCUCAACUCGAGAACGGCAAUCACGGCGCACAAGUGAGUGGGAUGAUGUUCUUCGACGACAAUAUUUUCUGCCUCAAAAAGGGGGACCCAAUAGGAGAGCGUUUGGCCAGGGUGGCCAAGGAACAUGGAAUUCUCCUGAUGGCAUGCGAUCAGUGCGCCAUCAGACGGAACCUGGCAGACGGGACUAUGGAGCAGUGUGGCAGUGGGGAGGUGACCCCCAAGGGUCUUUGCGAUGGGGUCAUGGUCGGCUGCUUUCCCCAGCUCUACGAAGCCCUGGCGGGUGCGGGCGUCCACCAGGUGAUCUCAUUGUAG
Molecule: messenger RNA, 645 nt
Organism: Symbiodinium sp. CCMP2456
Lineage: Eukaryota; Dinophyceae; Suessiales; Symbiodiniaceae
Source: the annotation of a GenBank genome assembly